CUCGUCAUGACGGUGGCAGGGCGGCGGAGGGCUGCCAACGCCAGGGCACCUCUCCACCAUCCCGCCCACUCUUAACCACCCCCUCUCCACCGAUCCACCAGUUCCUACCCACCCUACAGCGACCUCCGUGACGACUUUCUUCCUUAACGCGGUCACGCCCAUCCACCACACAGCCCUCCCACCAUGUCCAAGAGCAUCCACAGCGAGUCCGCCGUAAAGAACCCUGCCACCGACCUCCCGCCCAAGCGCGACCGCAAGGGCCUGCGCCCCGUCUCCCCGCCCUUCUCCAACAUCUCCCUCUCGCGCUUCAACUACCUCCUCGGCCUCCUCGCCACCGUCAUCGCCGCCUUCUACGUCUGGCGCCUCAUGCAGUGGAAGGCCGAGGUCGGCGGCUGGUGGAACCUCGCCCUCGGCAAGCGUCCGCCCCAGCUCCAGCACCGCGACGCGAGCGGCGCCACCGCACCGUGGGCUGGCGCGCGCGCGAACGCGAACGCGCAUGGGUUUGGGAAGGACGGCGGGAGUGGAGAGGUUGAGAGGAGGAUCGAGGAGCUCGCCGUCGCGCUCGGCAUCCCGAGCAAGGACCUCGCGAACGCGAUCGCGGGUGCGGUGAGAGACCACGUUCCUCCCGCUAGCUUGUCUUCCAUUGCCGCACACGAAACUGGCGAGGCUGUAGGGCACCUGGUCGACCCCUCUGGCGCGUCUGCCUCUGAGGCGCAGAGCGCACCCGGGGCGACAGCGAGCCGAGGCUUCUGGGCGGUGGAGAGUGCCUUUGAGGCUGCAGUGGGCAUGGAUGAGCCUCCGGUAUAGGCUGCUAGAGGGGCCUGAACAGCGAGCAGGAGAGAUCCGCGAACCGAAGCCACACUAAACGUCUUGGACUGAAGUACCAUAGCAUUGUAUACAUACCCGCAACUAGUGUCCAUAAUGCAUCUUGUCUCUUGUUGCACCAGAAUGAGAUCAUGCACUUCCCUAACCUACUAGCAAGUCCGACUACGGUCCGUGUCCUUA
Molecule: messenger RNA, 1005 nt
Organism: Fomitopsis serialis
Lineage: Eukaryota; Fungi; Basidiomycota; Agaricomycetes; Polyporales; Fomitopsidaceae
Exons: 2
Coding region: 184-807 (207 amino acids)
Source: RefSeq, a predicted model, not a curated record